CUGCCUCUUCCGCCGGCAGCAUGGCGCGGGCCGCUGCGCUCGCCGAGGCCGCGCAGGCCGUGCUGGGCAGCCGCGCCAGCGCCAACCGCGUCUUCGAGCUUCUGGAGCUCCUGCCGGGCCAGGAGGAGGAGGAUGUCCUCUGCGCCGCCAGGACCUGCGGCCGGCUCUUCGGGGCGCUGCUGGAGCGGAGGGAGCUGUUCGUGGGCCAGCUGCCCGCCGAGGAGGCCUCUCUCUCCGACAGCUACAGCGCCGAGGACAAAUACAAGAUAUGGAUGAGGCACCGCUACAACGACUGCGUGGAGUGCUUGGCCGAGCUGAUGGGGCACGACUCCUUCCAGGUGAAGGAAUUGGCACUCUGCACCCUCAUGAAGUUUGUCGAGUUGGAGGCACAGUAUCCAUUGAUCAAAGUAGAGUGGAAGGGCAAGUUAACUUUUCCUUGUGAACUCCUUAAGGUCGUUGUUGGUGGCUUGCUGCCUUUGAAUGAGGACGCUUCGCUCCUCGUCUCUCGCUUUCAAGAGUACCUGGAGUAUGAUGACGUUCGGUACUUUGUCAUGAAGGCGGUCACUGAGAACAUUGCACAAGUCAUGCAGAAGACAAAAGAGAGGCCACUGCCAUUUUACCAGCAGAAUGUGUUCUCCCUCAUUUCGCCCAUCAUCAUGCCCAGCAAAGAGUCUGACAUCGUCAAAUUUAUGGUGAAGCAAGAUAACAGGGAGGAAUUGAAAGUGUCGAAGCUGCAGGCUCACAAGCAGGCGUUUGAAAAGAUGUGGCUGGUUUUUUUGAAGCACGAGCUACCCACUGGCCUAUACAAAAAAGUUCUGGUCAUUCUGCAUGACUCCAUCCUGCCUUACAUGAACGAGCCCACUCUCAUGAUAGACUUCUUGACAGUGGCCUAUGGCAUAGGUGGAGCAAUCAGUCUUCUGGCCUUGAAUGGCUUAUUUAUUCUGAUUCAUCAACACAAUCUGGAAUAUCCUGACUUCUAUAAAAAGCUGUACAAUCUGUUAGACCCUUCCAUAUAUCACGUGAAGUACCGAGCUCGCUUUUUCCACUUGCUUGAUCUCUUCCUCUCUUCUUCCCACUUGCCCGCGUACCUGGUGGCGGCGUUCAUCAAGCGCCUGUCCCGGCUGGCCCUGACCGCUCCUCCCGAGGCCCUCCUCAUGGUCAUUCCCUUCAUCUGCAAUCUCUUCCGGAGGCACCCUGCCUGCAGGCUGCUGGUGCACAGACCCAAUGGGCCAGAAGCUAUGCCAGAAGAUCCAUACAUUAUGGAGGAGGAGGAGCCAUCUGAAAGCAGGGCUUUGCAGAGCUGUCUCUGGGAGAUUCAGGCUCUGCAAAACCAUUAUCACCCAGAAGUGGCCAAGGCAGCUGCUGUCCUGAACCAGUCACUUUCUGAAAUGGAGGAUGACAUCUCAAGGCUCCUGGAACUCUCAGCUUAUGAGCUUUUUGAUAAAGAAGUGAAGAAAAAGGCUACUGAUGUGCCCCUGGAGUUUGAACAAGUACGAGGUUUAUUUGGGAAGAAAAGUGAUAUUUUUGCAGAGCACUUCACUUUAGCUUGAUGAGAUCUCUUUUCUACACGUUUGGACUGAUCCUGCAAACAGAGCCGAGAGCUGCGCCGCUUGAGGAGGGUGCAGCCUUCUUCAGCAACCUUUGGCAAUACCCACAGAUGGACUUGCCUUUGUUCCUCAUUCUUAACAUGCUGCCACCUGAUAUUUGGGAAGGAUUUUUUCCUUGGAGCAGUGUUUUCUGGACUUGUCCAGUGCUGGGAUUCCAGCCCUGUUCUCCAAAGCUGCUGGUGCUGGCUGUGAUCAUUGACUGCACUCACAGACCACCUUGCUGCCGUUCAGUGGGACUGGGGGGAGCUGGGAGCUCUGGCUACUGGUCUUGUUUUUCAGUUGUGUUGCUGUUAUGCUUGAGCUGACAACCUGUUUGUAGCAAGGGGCUUCAAUAUAGAUUUGUAAACAAUGAUA
This is a messenger RNA of Pogoniulus pusillus (Red-fronted tinkerbird), 1961 nucleotides long. It is a transcript of the gene NOC4L, whose product is annotated as nucleolar complex associated 4 homolog. Gene Ontology annotation, cellular component: Noc4p-Nop14p complex; nucleolus; small-subunit processome. Gene Ontology annotation, biological process: ribosome biogenesis. The coding region runs from base 21 to 1550 and encodes 509 amino acids. The record is from RefSeq and is a predicted model, not a curated record. The transcript is spliced from 15 exons. Lineage: Eukaryota; Metazoa; Chordata; Aves; Piciformes; Lybiidae.